Messenger RNA from Spinacia oleracea (spinach), 688 nucleotides. RefSeq lists its product as uncharacterized. Lineage: Eukaryota; Viridiplantae; Streptophyta; Magnoliopsida; Caryophyllales; Amaranthaceae. The record is from RefSeq and is a predicted model, not a curated record. The coding region runs from base 100 to 549 and encodes 149 amino acids. The transcript has a single exon.
AUUACAAUAAAAUUCACCUUUUCUUGAACUUUUUCAUAUAAAUAGACAAAUAAAAUUCUCAAUAUACUGUAAAAUGCAACAAUAUUGAGCUACACAAAAAUGGCAUCAACAACAACAUCCUUAUUACCCAACCAACAACAACAACAACAACCACAACAACAACAACAACAGCCCCAAGAGGAAGUGCCAUACACACAAGUUGUACCAAACAACAACAACAACAACAAUGCAUGGCAUAACAACAUUAACAACAACAACAACAACAACAACAACAACAACAACAACAACAACAAAGGAUCAAUUGGUCCAUUUUUUGCUGUAAUAUCAGUGUUGGCUGUUCUUGCAAUAAUUUCAUGUCUUGUGGGUAGGUUUUGGCUUGGGAAGGAAGAGACUCCUCUUGAGAGUAUCAAGUACAGGGGUUCGUGUUUCGGGUGGUUGAGACGACGGUGGUGGCGCCGACCUUUUGCUAGGGGUGUUGAUGUUGGUGGAGUUAGAGGUGGGAAAGUGGCUGCUGUUGCUCCUCCUCUUGCUGAUGAGAAUGGUAAUUAGGUGGGAACUGGGAAACUAACUACAUAUUUUUUUAGUUUUGUUUUAGAACUUAGUUUUUGUUACAUAUUUUCUUUCUUUGAUAAUGUAUUGUUAUGUGCUAAAGGAUGAUUCAACAUAUAUGGGAACUUUUUAUUUCUAA